CCGGGGGCGGGGCCAGCCCGGGGGCGGGGCGGCGAGGCCGGGCGUAGCGGCCGCGCCAGUCCGAGCGCGAGCGGGGCGGAGGCGCUGCCCGAGUGCGCCAUGGAGCAGCCCAGGAAGGCGGUGGUGGUGACCGGGUUCGGCCCUUUUGGGGAGCACACCGUGAACGCUAGCUGGAUCGCAGUGCAGGAGCUGGAGAAGCUGGGCCUGGGGGACAGCGUGGACUUGCACGUGUACGAGAUCCCCGUGGAGUACAAGACCGUGCAGAGGCUCAUCCCCGCCCUGUGGGAGAAGCACAGCCCACAGCUGGUGGUGCACGUGGGCGUGUCGGGCAUGGCCACCACGGUCACGCUGGAGAAGUGUGGUCACAACAAGGGCUACAAGGGCCUGGACAACCGGCACUUCUGCCCGGGUUCCCAGUGCUGCGUGGAGGACGGGCCCGAGAGCAUCGACUCGGUCAUCGACAUGGACGCCGUGUGCGAGCGGCUCACCGAGCUGGGCCUGGACGUGACGGUCACCAUCUCGCAGGACGCCGGCAGGGCCACGGGCGCUCGGCCUUCGUCCACGUGCCCCCGCUGGGCAAGCCCUACAACGCCGACCAGCUGGGCCGGGCGCUGCGCGUCAUCAUCGCAGAGAUGCUGGGUGUCCUGGAACAGUCGGACCGCCAGGGCAGCUGCUGCCGCCAGCGCUGAGCCCCGCCUCUCUCCCUCCCCUCCCCCUCCCCGGCAUCUGGGGGGCGGGGGAGGGCUGAUGCGCCCCCCACGCCCCCCGCACCCACCGCGGCGGCCACCUGCCCGUCAGCCGCUCCCAAGAGCCGGAUUUCCUAGCGCGCUGUGCCUCCAUGGAUUGUUCUCGAAUGUGCAGCGGCUGGGGGCGGCGAGCCAGACGCCGGGGCAGCCCUGGGCCAGGACGCGGUCCGGGUUUCCCUCUGCUAUUUCUUCCUCUCUCUGGUCAAGAGCAGGACGGCUUAGCGCGGGCGCACAGUGAGCGACCUGUGUGUGCUCUCGGUCCCGAUGCCGACGUGCGACCUGGCUUUUGCUUUUAGGGUGCAGCCCCGUUUGCCCCCCUUCCCCCGGACUGAAGACAAGCCAGGCCUCUGUCUGGGGGCCGGCAGGAAGCCCCCUCCCCUUCACUGCCAUUGGGGCGGCCGCUGAGGGUCUGGGCACCCAGGGGAGGGCAGAGUCUGCCCCCCACCCGGACUUUUCUGAUUUUAUUUUUAGCGUCUGAGACUUUGCAGCUGCUGCCUCGGUCCGGCCCAGGUUUAUCUUUUCAGGGCUGCGAUGGGGGUGACAGCCAGGGGGGCGCGGUCCUGCGGGGGUGCGGGCUGGCGCUGACUUGGGCAAGCCCUGGCAUGUUUUAGGGCCGGGCGGGGGUGGCAGCCCACACAUCCGAUGACGACGGUUUUUGGAGACGGGCCCAGGACCGCAUGGGUAAAAUUUUACCUCGUGCUUGACCCCCGGCAACUUUGAACUUGACCCCUGCGGGGGGGGGGCGUGGUGGAAUCGGUGCCUCUGGAGGUGACGUCAGGGGGACAGCGUGACCCCAGCAGCCAGGGAAGCCGCUGCCCCAGAUGUCACCCUAAACUCGGCCCCUGAUGUCACCCCGACCUCGGCCCCUGAUGUCACCCCGACCUGGGCCCUGGAUGUCACCCCGACCUGGGCCCUGGAUGUCACCCUGACCUGGGCCCUGGCUCAGUGUCCCCGAACCUGGGGACUGUGAUGUCACUUUGCUAUCGCCAGCGUCCACCUUCCUCCCCACCUGUUCCCGCGCCGCCGCUCGGAUGCGUGUCUGAUGCGUGUCCGUGAAACACGCUUCCCCGGGCCCAGGGUUUCCCUUUGCAGGGAACUGGGGGGGGUGGGUGAUGGGGGGCUGGAGGCUGCAGGUUGAAAUGACUGGGCUCCCCCCACCCUGCCCCGCCUUCAGCCCCCAACCUUGUUGUCUCCUGGGAGAUGCACUGCUGGGGGCACUGUCUCCUCCCAGCCGGACCAUGCGGGGGGAGGGGGGACCCGGCUCAGGGAGCCCCCGGAGGCCUCGGUCAGGGUCAGGGCAGCCGCAGGCUCUGACGAUGUCUGCCCUGCAGAGUCCAAGGGGUGACAGGAGAGGAGGGGCUGCGGUUGGGGGAGGGGAGCCAGGCCCCUCCCCCCAGCUCCGCGGGGUGUGACUUAUGUCCAGCCACUGCCAACGUCGAGUGUGUGUGUGACGUUUCUGUUCCCACCGUGCAGCUCAGCAUCUCCUCGUGGGGACGGGGUCACAGGGAGGGAAGUCAUCAGACCCCACCGAGCCCAUCCGCCCCGCCCCCGCUCCGUGGCGUGUCCGUCUGUCUGCGUUUGGCGGUUCUGGGCCUCCCCAAGACCCUCUUCCCUGCCCCCGCUCAUUUGUAGAGCUUCCUGGGGGGGGGGCGGCAGGGCAGGGGUGCAGGGCUGCGAGGGGCCUGGCAGGUGCCUAGGGAGGAGGGGGCGGUGUGUGCUAAGCCUUAAUGGCGAAGAGACGGCCUGAGGGGAGAGGGUCGCUGCCAGGGGUGGGGUCUCCUAGGGAGCAGAUGGGGGCUUCCCGGUGACCCCUGUGGGACCGGCCGAGGUGGGUGACGCUGGCAUCUGCGUGCCUCCUGCCUGGCCCCCUCCCCGCCUAGAGGAAGGUCGGUACUGUGUUCGCGAGGAAGUGACUUGAAAAAGAAAUAAGACGGAGAGGCUAGAAGGAAAGGAAGGCGGAGAGCAGCAGGAACUGGGGUUGCUGGACUGACCUUGCCAUCGCCCCUCCCCCCCUCCCACCCUUCGCUGCCCCCCACCCCGUGCACCUGCCCCAGAGGGGCGGGGCCUGCCAGUCCGGGAAUGUCAGGUGGCACUUAUCUCAGCCAGGGACCAGUUGGUGGCCCACUCUUUCCGGCGGCAUGGAGAUGGGAGGCCAGCUGGUUUGCGGCUCCGCCCCUCCCCCCAAGGCCUGGGUCCCGCCCCCAGGCAGAGCAGGAGCUGCUGGGACUUAGGGGGGGCUGCUGCUGUCUAGACAGUUGACCUUUGACCUCCCCGCCCCUUGUAGCGGCUGAACCCUGAAAUCCCCUUUGGGGAAGGCAAGGACAAAGCCUCAUUCUCUGCGGAGACCCCUGGGCGCCGGCAGCCAUGGUAACCGCGGCCUUGGCCUCCCUGUCGCAGACUCCACGUCCCCUCUGCAGGCCCACGGGCCGUGAGCACCCAGGACUGCUGGCCGGGACCGGCAGGUGCAGGGCUGGGGUCCCCUGAGACUCGCAGCGCAGACUGCUGGGGACGGGCUCGGGCCAAUCCCCCACUCCGUGCCGGGACGCCUGCGCAGCCGAGCGCUGGGGGGGGCGGGGGAGGCUCCCGCUCCCCGGGGGAACGCGGUUCAGCCCCAGCUGCUCCUCCCCCGUCCCCGCGCCCCUUCCCCAAGCCUCCCUGGGGUGCCAGACGCCCACAGAAGUGCCUGCCUCCCGAGGACUCCCAGGGCCCAGCGAGGCGGCCGUGGCUCCUGGCCGCUCCUGGUGGGGUCACCUGUGCUGUUCCCAGCUCAGGGGCUUUGGGGUCCUGAUGCUGUGCCUCCAGGAAAUGCUGGGUUGGAAGCGGGGUCUCUGCCCACCGCGUGGACACCGGUGGGGGGUGGAGGUCCCUGUGCCCUUGUGCAGGGGGCUCCUGGCUUCCCUCUGGGGUUUCCCUUAGCCUCUCAGGUUCUUAUCUCCGUCCUGGUGUCUCUAGAAACAUCCGACUGGAGCGCUGCCUGUGUCCCUGUCCCCAGAGGCGUCCCCGCCCUCCAGCCCCCAUGUGGCUUCCCCCCACACCCACCCAGAGCUCCUGCCAGUGCCUUUGUUAAACUCUGUGUUCAGGACACCCCCGACCCCGACCCCGGCCAGGGCAGGGUCCCCCGGGCUCUGCCUCUUGAAACCUCAGAGAGCCAAUAAAACACUGAAAAGCG
Messenger RNA from Oryctolagus cuniculus (rabbit), 3915 nucleotides. NCBI's taxonomy places the organism in Eukaryota, Metazoa, Chordata, Mammalia, Lagomorpha, Leporidae. The record is from RefSeq and is a predicted model, not a curated record.